AUGUCCAACUCUGACCUGAACGGCAGUGGGAUUUCCCUGGAAGAUGUCAUCGCCUCCACCAGCGGCAGCAAAAAGCCGUCCAAAACACGAAAAGUGAUUGCUGCUUCCGUGUCUGUCGCCAAACGGCCCCUUCGCACCGUCGGCAGAAUGGUGAGCAAACGCAAACACUCCAUUCAUGCUCAGGGCUACGGCAGCAUUGAAGAAGGAGAUGAAGCGUUGGACGACGAAGAAGAAGACUUGAUAGAUGUCGCUCAGGACGACGAUGACGACAACAGUGGACCGGCUGCCGCUGAUGGUGGCAUCCCAGAAGUGAUUGGACCCCAGCAGCGCGGCUCCUUCAUGGAGCGUGUCAAUUCGUACCGAAGCGGUGUUGCUGGUUCCGGAUCAGCAGAAAUGGGCGGAUCGACGACAACUCCUCGACGAGGGUCGCUCACGGGGGCCCUUCGAUCGGCUGUGGGUGGGAGUGGUGGAGAUGCAGCCACAGCGGCCGGAGAACUGCCUCUUGUGGGAGAUCAGCGUGACUGGGUGGUCUUUCGACUGGAACGAUACUUGCGCCAAAUUACUCUUGUUUUGGCUGCAUUCAUCGUGGGAUCUUUCAAGGCGGAAUGGAGAGUUUUUGUUUGGAAGGCUUUGGAAUAUGCGCUGGUCGCAUGGGGUACUUGUGGUGUCUUGUGGUUUAUGGCAAUGACUUCAACUCCUCCAACCACGGCGGGUGUUCGGCCUCGACAGCUCUUUGCAGGCCGCAGACUUGCUCCCAGGGGAGGAGCUGCAACUCCAGAUACAACCGCAGGAAAAAAGAGUAAGAUUGAAACUGUCACAACAGAUCCAGGUAGCGCUGGUGGGGAAGCUGCAACAGUCAAAACGGGGGACUCUACUGGCCCUUACAUCGACGAUGACAGACCAAAAGCAAGAGGAGUGGAACCUAGAGCAGGCGCUGCUAAUGACGACGAAUUAGCCAUCUUACUACCAGAAAAAGCGCAAACACAAGUCGACGAGGUUGAUACUUCAAAGAAGAAACGCUCCAAGCGAACACCCAAAAAGAAGCCGUCGGAUGACGGCGGUGAAGCGCCCUCCACCCAAGGCGCAGUCAUGCCACACGCCGCUCUGAAUCCUUUCUAUACCAUCGACACCACCACUGGAGAGCGGGUUAUACCCAAUUCCAGCUCUCCGCAUAGUAUUUCGAAUGAUUGGUUUGAUAUGACAAUGAUGGUCUUGAUUCGAACUCCCGACGUCGACGACCCCGCUCAUCCCAAGGGGAACGAAGAGAACGAGGCAGUGUGCAAUUACAUGAGGGACAAGCAGCGCAGAUUCGAAUUUCAGUAUCAGCUCAAGCUCAAAAAAUUGCCCGAAAAUCAAAAGAUCUACUUUGCUGCAGAAUUGGAGGAACCCGUGAAGAUGGGCAUCAUUCAGCGUGCUUUCGUCGGAGCGGCAAUGGCAUUUAUCAAAAGCACCAACAACAGUUUUCACUACUCCAUGGCCGGAAGUAAAGAAGAUCCUGAUGGUCGAUGGGAAAAGCCGCACAUGUCAUUCCCUGUGGAAAUGAGUAUGGACCGUGUGGUUGUGACAAAGGCUGGGGAUGCACCGCCAACGUUGGGUGAUGUCAUUUACGAGGAUCCGGAAUCCAUCAAAGCCAGGAAAAAGGGAGGCCCAGUGGACUGGAACCUAGAGGAUACCUACACGAUGGCACUCUGGACGGCAUACGUGGAUUUCUUGGAAUGGAAGGUCAUCAAUCUUCCUGGAAUUCGACCUUUUGAACUCAACAAAGUCAUUGGCCCACAACCAAUUUUGCUGACGUUGUACCUGAUCCCCGUGGACCGAUCCGCGGAGAAGCACUACAGAAGAGAUAUCACCCAAGUUGUAGAGCUCGAACUGUGCAACACGGACACUGGACUUCUUGGAGAAUUCGCACGCAAGUGGGCAGCCAAACAGAAGAACCAACCCAUCACGCCGCGUUCUGAGGACACUCAUUCUACUGCUGGUGAGCUGUUGGGAGAUGAAACGGAGUAUGACGCCGCAGAUGCUGCAACGGCUGCAGAGCUCGGCGAAGGCAUGUAUUUGCGUAGUGGGGACAGCGUUGUUCUUCGGGAAUCCGGCGCGGAUAAUGAUGAAAAUGAAAACCCUUGCUUCGUCACGAACGGCGCUGGUUUUGCCGUUCUAGCCGAAGGUGUCUCAUCUGCGUCCACUAUAGUAAUGCAGAAAGCACGCAGAAAGAGCGUCAGAUCGAGAGCACGGAGCGAGUUGAUAAAGAGUGGUGAUACAGUGUCCGUCAGACUUGUGACGAAAGGCAGGAACCGAGAUGAAACCGAGAUUCGUUACCUCUCAAUUCACCGCGGUUGGUGGCUAAAGUGGGUGUCUACGCCGCCGAAGAAAAAUGGAUUCUUUACGAUCUUCACGCAUGAGACUGAGUUUGCCGAUCACGAUAACGACGAGUUGCCAUCGAGCGAGACUCAAUCACAAUACCUAACGUUUGGGGGUUCGUUCUGGUUGCGGCACAAACGUUGGUCGCAAUACAGUGUUGGCUCGUCGUCUGAGGGCUCCGCAACUUACGGUGGUAGAGUGUUAGGGCUGUUUCAGCCCCUCAAGGGGGCAAGUCAGGGGGGCGCAGAAAUGUCGUACAACUCGGAUGAUGAAGACCUAUCUUUGACCGACGGCAAAGGCAAGAGGAGGUGGAUGAAACCUUUACAACUGCGUGCCUACGAAGCGAGCCAGGCAAGCAUGGCUUCGGUACCCGGACUUGCCAAAAUUGGCAGCGAAGAGCAGCCCUCAGAAGAACCACAAUCUGGUGAACGACCAAAGCUUGUCUUUUCAAACGAGGAUUCUAGGCUCGACGUCCCGGCAUGGGUUGAGGUCAUGAAUCGCACUGAACGAAUACGACAACUAGCUUAUGCCGUCCGCGUCGAACCUAGCUCGAACAGUUCAAGUGAAGAAUCUGUGUCCACGUUGGAACCACUUUGUAAACCGUUUGUGAGACUUCGAACGGGGAGAGAUCUUGCGGAGAUCAUGCGCGUUGGUCUAAGUUGGAGGAGCACAGCUGCUUUCCCAGAGAAGAAUGCACCGCCGAGGACACCAGUCAGCCCAAAUAAGACCACUUCUGCAUCUUCAAUCGAUGGCGCUGUGACGCCUACGAGGGGAGGGUCGUCUCCGUCUGCUGCGUUUAUUUCUAGUGUCAAUUCACGAACUGGACCGCCCAACCUCGCAAUGGACGGCUCGUUUGAAGACUUGAAUGGAGAAGAAGGCUCGCAACAAUGGGAAUCAGACGACGAUGACACGGAGGGACCUUCAGUUCUAGAUGACUCGGGGCCAACCAAGAAAUCCAAACGAAGGAUCGUUGGAAGCACAAUUGGGGCCAUAGGCAAGGUUGCUAAAGCGGGUGCUACGGCAGGAGCCAAGGUUGCUAAAGCGGGUGCUAAAGGUAGUGUGAAGGCAGGCGUCGCCGUUACCAAGGCGGGCGUGGGCGUAACGAAAGGCGGGGCUUCCAUGGGGAAGAAAGUGGUCGUCUCAAGCGUUAAAACAAGUGUAAAAAUUGGCAAGGGAACUGUCAGCGCCGGAGUAAGCGCUGGCAAGGCAAUUAUAUCUAGCACAAGCCGAUCCAAGAACCCUCCAGGGCGACAGCCAAAGUCCAAGGCUGGUCAGCAAGCAAAGUGGAGACGAGAGCGAGACCUUCAUGUCGCUGUUAACAAGACUGUGAAGCAAAUUGGCCCAGAACAAUCAAAUCUCUUUUUCUUGGCUGGCGAACUUGCAGCGCCUGAGCAAUCAUACAGAACCGUGUCGAACGUGUUGGCACGAAUGUCGAGCAUUCCGACGUCGUCACCGUUCUCGGGUAAUUUCAACAACAUCCUAUCUACGCAGAUUGUGCAGGCUUCUGAUCAAGAUACCUGGUUCCUUAGUGGUGGUGCCAUGCAAAUCGGAGUUGUUCCCGACCCGAAGCAAGAGGUUCUCAAGGGGGCUCUGGUGUGUGAAAGUCUAGUGGCUAGAUGCCUGUGGGAGAGCCACUGGCGAGAAGAGUGGUGCGGAGUGUACCGAAAAAGCAUUGUGUUUUACGCACCCCUAACGACGAAGGCCUGCUUGGAGUUUUCAUUCUCGGAUGUUCAAUCGAUCCGAAUGCUGGAUACUCAGCAGAGGAACCCGCUCCCGGGGUUUCCUAUUCUGGCUAUCGAAACGGCUUGGCAAUGCCAUUAUCUUGCUUUCCCAAGCGACGAAGCGCGAGACAGCUUCCGUGAGAAGGUCGAGAUCUUGAUCCCUAAGAGAUCUGCUCGUGCUGAGGUCCAGAUUACAGGCGCGAGCGAACGCGAACUUUGGAAGGCUCGGUUUUGGCAGGGAUUCCAGAAUUCUGUGGAGUCCGAAUCAGCAAUUUGCCGUGGCAAGUGGGCCGAAGUGCAAUCUGGCAGCAAGUCUAUCUGCAGAACGAUACUGAACGGGCGAAGGAUGGAUUUUGAUUUGGACGAAGGGUUCCUAAGAGAAGCCGGCGGUCUUGGAAAGUAUGUAGAGGAUCUCCUCUCCACGUCCUUGUCCUUUUCGUUGAGCUCGCUCGAGCGUGACCCUGAACGUCUAGUGAAAUUCCUCGAUGCUGUCAGUCAUCUACGACUGAUUCCAAUCAUUGAGAUCGACCGAGAGGGAGUCGAGGCAUGCUGCCUUUUCGUCAACCUCUAUCAUUGCCUUCUCCAGCACGCUCUCCUAUUGGCGGUGAAUGGACCUCUUCACAGAAGAACUGUCGGCAACUUUAUGCGCGCAUCGUGUUAUGAGAUUGGUGGAGACGUGUUCUCGCUGGCCGAGAUUCAGAGCUGCAUUAUUCGCGGCAACAUGUCGCGCCCGGUUUCACCCAAGCCUCCUUACGUGGAUGCCCCCAAGAAAUCGAAUGCGUACCGUUUCUAUGCGCUCAAAUUUACUGACCCUCGAAUCAACUUUGUGUUGAACACGGGUGAUGUUUCCUGCCCCCAAGACAUUCCUGUGUUGCGACCCGAAAGGAUUGAAGAUCAAUUGAGCACAGCUUCGGUCGCAUUUUUAGAAUCGCAGCUUUCUGUGGACGUGAUCCGUCGAUGCGUGUUGCUUCCUAGAGUGUGCGAAGUAUACAAGAAUGAUUUUGAGGAUGAGGCCAGUGGCUGCCUUUACUAUUGUUCUCGCUAUCUGGAUUCGGCAACAGUGAACGCCCUCAAACGGAUGCUGCGUGAAGAGACAACUCUGACCAUCAAGUAUCAAUCGAGUGCUGAUCAGUAUCAUACCAAGCUGGUCCUUCGCAAGGAAAAAGAAGAUCCACCACCGCCAGAGCUAACGCAAUCUUCGUCGCAAUCUUAUCCUCAGCCUCAACAACAGCAGCAGUCACAGCCACAACAAACACAGCGCUCCACACCACAGGCGCCGCCGACAACCACACAGGAACAGCCCGCAACGUGA
This is a messenger RNA of Seminavis robusta, 5391 nucleotides long. The record is from the annotation of a GenBank genome assembly. Lineage: Eukaryota; Bacillariophyta; Bacillariophyceae; Naviculales; Naviculaceae.